AACAUGGCGGCGUCCUGCGUGCGAACCGUGGGCUCCUUCAUCGGAAAAUGUGGACAUUGCAGUUUGGGUAUAAAUACAAUUACAUCGCAGGUGAGCCGACAGGUCCUGAACAGGCAGAUAUGUGUGAGCUCUGCCCUCCACGGAAAGAACAUAGCAUCUAUGGGACCGGAGAAAUUCACGGCGGAGUUCAUCCAGAAGCAGGUGGAGGAGUAUAACAUUGGGAAACGACACCUGGCAAACAUGAUGGGAGAAGACCCUGAGAACUUCACCCAGGAGGACAUAGAUAGAAGCAUCGCCUACCUCUUCCCCUCCAGCCUGUUUGUAAAGGAAGCCCGGCCCGUCAUGAAGCAUCCAGACAUAAUCUUUCCAAAGCAGAAAGCGGCCCAGUGGGGAGAGGAUGGACGGCCUUUCCACUUCCUGUUCUACACAGGCAAACAGGCAUACUACUCCCUCAUGCAUGAUCUGUACGGAAAAAUCCUCAAGCUAGAGAAGUACCAAGAUCGUCUGAAAGUGAAGGGACUCUUCUCCAGUGAAGGCAAAAAGGCGUCUUUGGGAUUGAGUCGAUGGUUAACGAAGGAGGAGCUGGAGCAGCUGCUGGUGCAACCCACCUCCCAACAGGAUUAUAAUCACUUCAUCCAGCUGAUAGAGCGCCUACUGUCCAUGCCCUACAGCGGCACAGAAGAGGAGUUUAUCCUCCGUUACCGGUACCAACUGGAGGCUGAGUCCAGGAAGCAAACUGUGCAGCCACUACAGAAGGACGAAAAGGGCGUGGCCUUUAGCUCCGCAGAGGGCCGGAGAAAGACGUCCAACUCAUCAGUGAUCCUCAGAGACUGCGGGUCGGGCCGAGUCACUGUCAACGGCCAGGACUACCUGCACUACUUCCCCUUCCUCCAACACAGGGAGCAGCUGAUGUUCCCUCUACAGUUCGUGGACAUGCUCGGUCGCUUCGACCUGCAGUGUACGGUGAGUGGCGGCGGACCCUCCAGCCAGGCAGGGGCGCUGCGGCUCGCCAUAUCCAGAGCCCUGCUCAGCUUCCUGUCUGAGGGAGACAUGGAGAACAUGAGACAAGCCGGUCUGUUGACUCCUGACCCCAGAGUACGAGAAAGGAAGAAGCCAGGCCAAGAGGGAGCACGCAGGAAAUUCACCUGGAAGAGGCGCUGAGGAGGAAAACCCCAAACCCCUGACCUGAACCUGAAAAUGUCAGAUGCAGAAACGUGUCUCUGUAUGGAAUAAGUGCCUGCACUUGUUUUACAAAACAGCUGCAGUGAACUCCUUCACCACCAGAGGGAAGUCUGUACCGAGGAAUUUAUAUUAAAUGUCACUGUUAAAUAUGUUAACCAAUAAAUUAAGUUUUCAUA
This is a messenger RNA of Sphaeramia orbicularis (orbiculate cardinalfish), 1358 nucleotides long. It is a transcript of the gene mrps9, whose product is annotated as mitochondrial ribosomal protein S9. The record is from RefSeq and is a predicted model, not a curated record. Gene Ontology annotation, cellular component: ribosome; mitochondrial small ribosomal subunit. Gene Ontology annotation, biological process: translation. NCBI's taxonomy places the organism in Eukaryota, Metazoa, Chordata, Actinopteri, Kurtiformes, Apogonidae. The coding region runs from base 4 to 1161 and encodes 385 amino acids. Gene Ontology annotation, molecular function: RNA binding; structural constituent of ribosome. The transcript has 11 exons.